AGAUAGCUCCGUGGAGACACUUGGAACUUGCAAGGCCUUUCUUUAUAUCUAGUCUGUGCCUGAGUCUCUUCAGGAGGGUAAAAUGGAACCUCUUUAUGCCCUCUUGCUUGUGGCUGGAGGAGUCCCGAUAACUAUUCUGCUAUUGUCGUUUUUGGCAGCAAUUUAUUAUGAUGUCUCCCGGACCAGGAUUCCCCCUGAGUUUGAUCAUCCGCUAAAGCUUCGAAUAAUCUUCUGGCUCUUUAUUAUGACAUUCAUUGUGGGGAAGAUUUGUGAAUUCUUGGGCAUCUGCAAGCAGGUUGACUUCAUCCGUUUCGUAAUCAGUUUCAUAAAGUUUAAAUUGGAUCCACGUCUGUUUUCAAAAGACCUGCUUUUCAAUGGGGUGCCUGUCCGAGUUUACCAGCCUAAAGCUCCCUCUCCUGGUCGGAGGAAAGGAUUGCUGCUCUUUCAUGGGGGAGCAGGCCAGAUUGGAAGCAUUGAUUUAUAUCAAGACAUUAGCAAUAAAAUUGCCACGGCAGCUGAUACAGUGGUUGUAUCUGUUGGCUAUGGCUUAUCUCCUGAGCAUCUUUAUCCGUCUCAGUACAAAGACUGCCUUACAGCCACUAUACACUUCCUACAAAAUGCGGAGGUCUAUGGGGUGGAUCCUUCCCAAGUUGUCAUCUGCGGGGACAGUGCAGGAGGUAAUUUUGCAACCAUCGUAGCCCAAAAACUGACGGAGAGACCUGAUCUUCCCAAGCUACGGGCUCAAAUUCUGAUCUAUGCCGGUGUCCAAGCGAUGGACUUCAACCUACCUUCUUAUGUGCAGAACUCUGCCAUGCCACUCUUGUCCCAGGAAAAUACAGUUUAUGUUGUUCUGCGGUAUUUCAUGAAGGAUCUGUCUCUGCAAGAUGACAUUCUGAAUGGUUCUCAUGUGCCCGAUGAUUUCAGGCUGAAAUAUGGAAAGCGAGUUAGUGUUGAUAACCUUCCCGAGAGAUUUAAGCGCCAGGGCCAUGGACAAGUGCCACUUGCUCCGUACAAGCCUGAAGUGUACAAACAGGUUCCAGAGCUGUUACAAGUAACCUUUUCCUCAAUUUUUGCUGAAGACCAUAUCAUUAAACAGCUCCCUGAAACAUUCAUUGUGACCUGCGAGUACGAUGUAGUUCGAGACGACAACCUGUUGUACAAGAAGCGGCUGGAGGACUGCGGGGUGAAAGUCAGUUGGUUCCAUGCUGAACAGGGAUUUCACGGGGUGCUGAAUUUUACUGACUUUAGCUUUUUAUCCUUUCCUGCUGGGGUUGAAAUGCUGGACCAAAUUGUAGCCUUUGUCAAAGGUUUAUGAGAGAUUUCCUUGUCACGGUUUGUGACAGCCACAACAGGCAACAGUCCAUGUUGGGUCUCACACACAGAGGUGAUCAUGUCAACAUUCACAAACACUUGUGUAUCGUUUUUCUUUCAAGGUAAUAUCUCUGGCCAGUGAAAAGGUAGUAUCAGGAUUUAAUCUAGGAUUUUUAAAUCCUGCCGUUUAAGAAGAGCGUUUCAAUAAUCUUCAAAAGUAUAAACCAUGACUUAACUUUUGUGGCCUACAUGCAGGAAACGUUGCCAGGACUUGCUUAAUUGAAACUUUGGUUUUAUGCAGGGCUCAUUUUGAGGGGGAACGCGCAGGAACACCAUUCCGGCAGUUCCCCAAAGAGGUCACAUGUCAGGUGGCCCCGCCCACCUGACUCUCGGCCAUUUUGGGCCCAUUUCAGCCUGGAUUGGGGCUGAAACAGCCCAGAUCAGUCCUCUGACGGGUGAUGGAUCACUCUCCCACUCAGCAGCAGCCGGUCCUGACCAUUUGGGGCCCCUUUUCGGCCAUUUUCAGCCCCUUUUUGCCAUUUUGGGCCCAAUUUUGCCCCUGAAUGGCCAGGAUUGGGUCCAAAACAGCCAGGAUAGGUGAUGUCAGGAGGUGUGACACAUGCAAAUCAGUUAUGCUAAUGACACACUUCCGGUGAUGGCAAGGGACAUAGCAUAUGCUAAUGAAUUGUGGUAAUGAGUUAUGCUAAUGAGUUCCUCCAGCUCUUUUUCUACGAAUGACCCCCGGUUUUAUGCAUUUGUGUUUUGCUGGCUUUGAGGUAGACGGCUGGAGCUUGGUAGAUGUGUCUUGUCAGAAAUUCUACAGUUGCCUCUCCCACAAAGUGCUGGCAAGAUCUUUAUAAUUAACCCAUUAGUUCCCGAGGGGAAACCAUAUUAGACUCUUAUAAAAAUUCAAAGAGAACUCUUAAAGUCUAACAGGUUCAUUGUAGCACCAACUCCUUGGCUAGUCUUCUUUGGCAGAUGCUUGGCUUGAAACCUGAGUCAGUAGAUACACACAUAGGAACAUAGAGGGGGGAAACUGUGGGGUUAAAAUGCAAGAGGUAGCAUCUGUGGUGUUUCUAUCUUAAACUUAAAUGUGUAAGAUAAACACAUGGACCCUUUCCAACAGCGGGUUCUGUUCAAACGAUGGUUGAGACUCUUACUGUACAAUCCUAAGCAGAGUUGUGCCAGUCUAUGCCCAUUGAUUUCAAUGGUUUUAGACAGGAAUAACUCUGUUUAGGAUUGCAUUGUUAAGGCUGAUUUUAAAUUCUAAUUUCAGCAAAUAAUAAUUUUCGUGCUACUGUAAAUCUGUUAUUUUUUAUUGUUUGUUUAUAAGGUGAAAGAGGGGAACUGCACCCGUUAUGAUGCUUUCUGUCACAGAGCUGUGAGACCUGGCCCUGAAUUAAUAUGCCUUGUACAUCAAACGUAAUUUUGUUUAAAAGAAGAAAAUUGUAUCCUAGAAAAAAGACGGUUAUUUUCCAUUUAUUAUUUUGAUUUAAAACCGCCCCUCCUCAGGGGCUCUGGGUGGUGAACAACAGUUAAAAUCAAUAAAAACAAAACAAUAAUUCUAAAAUCAACAUACAAUAAACAAUAAUAAAAUAAAUUAACCAAAUACAUUAAAGUGCAAUGGUGGGGAGAACCCCCCAUCCCAAAGGUGGGAGGCCAACAUGGCACUGCCCCCUUCAACCACCGAAUGCCUGGCGGAACAGCUCUGUCUUACAGGCCCGGCGGAACGAUAAUAUGUCCUGCUGGGCCCAGGUCUCCAUUAACAGAGCAUUCCACCAGGCUGGGACCAGAACUGAAAAGGCCCUGGCUCUGGUUGAAGCGCAGGCUUCUUUUGGGCUAGGGACCACCAGUAAACAUUUAUCCGCUGAUCAAAAUGGUCUCCAGGGAACAUACAGGGAGAGGUGGUUCCGAAGAUAUGCCAUGAACAUUGGAUGGGGGUGGGGAAAUGUAUCUUGCUUGGGAUGACAAAAUACUUUUAAAUCACACCUCCCCCCUGCACCUCCAGUAGGGGAAGAACGGUGCCUCCUACGAGAAUGUGAUGUAGAUAUUUAUUCCAGUGAAAUCCUAUGGACAAUGACUCUCAUGUAUUGUUUACAGUGGAAACUAAUUAGUGGCUUAACUUGCAAUGUUCAUGUUUGUGCAUGAGUGAAUUUGUAAGUGGCUUAAUGCUUCACUCAACUGAGAGUUGUUUUUUUUUUGUAGAACCUGACAACUUUUUUGUAUGACCUGACAACUAUCAUGACCUUGGGGCCAAGCUACAAGUGACGAAUGACACUUGAAUGGCAAGU
Eublepharis macularius is the source of this 3602-nucleotide messenger RNA. Its product is annotated as arylacetamide deacetylase-like 4. The record is from RefSeq and is a predicted model, not a curated record. NCBI's taxonomy places the organism in Eukaryota, Metazoa, Chordata, Lepidosauria, Squamata, Eublepharidae. Bases 83 to 1315 code for a protein of 410 amino acids. The transcript is spliced from 4 exons. Gene Ontology annotation, cellular component: membrane. Gene Ontology annotation, molecular function: carboxylic ester hydrolase activity.